CCACCUGUCAUCUCACAUCCCAUCCCUCCUCUCCUCUUCCUAAACCACCCAGACCCACCUGUCAUCUCCCAUCCCAUCCCACCUCUCCUCUUCCUAAACCACCCAGACCCACCCAUCUCACAUCCCAUCCCACCUCUCCUCUUCCUAAACCACCCAGACCCACCUGUCAUCUCCCAUCCCAUCCCACCUCUCCUCUUCCUAAACCACCCAGACCCACCUGUCAUCUCCCAUCCCAUCCCACCUCUCCUCUUCCUAAACCACCCAGACCCACCUGUCAUCUCCCAUCCCAUCCCACCUCUCCUCUUCCUAAACCACCCAGACCCACCUGUCAUCUCCCAUCCCAUCCCACCUCUCCUCUUCCUAAACCACCCAGACCCACCUGUCAUCUCCCAUCCCAUCCCGCCUCUCCUCUUCCCUCCCAAUAUUACAUCCCCAAACCAAACACACACCAUUAUAUUAACUAGUAAACAUGUAGGAUUAGUGCUUAGGGACCAUGUUGUAGAGUUAGGGGGGUAGUUGGAUCCCUGUGGAAUCUCCCUGGUCUCUCCCAUGGGUGUCCCCUGCCAUGAAACAAACACAUUAUGCACCAGGAGCGGAUUGGGGAGCGGGUGAAAUAAUGUUAUAAUGUAAUAAAGCCACCCCCCAACACACUCGCCCCUCCUCCCAGAAGAGAGGUAUUAUUGAAAUGGGAGGCUGAGACGUCCCAUCUCACACAUAGUGUUAUACAUCACCACCGUUCACUACCACUAUCACUAAUCAUAUGUGUAUGGGCUGAUUAGCUCUCACAGGCUAAUCACAAAGGCUUCUUGAGCAUCCAAUCACAGCUGUUAUAGAUGGAGGAACAAACACAUGAUGACAUGUGGAUGGUGAUUUGUAUGGUGAUCCAGGGUUUAGUGGCUGAGUGCCACAUCUCUCUUCAUUGGGGAUUGUUAUGUAUUCAGAAUGCACUUGGCAGAAUCAGAAUGCACUCAUUGAGGAUGUGAUGAAUAAUUCUGCUCUCUCUCUCUCUCUCUCUCUCUCUCUCUCUCUCUCUCUCUCUCUCUCUUCUCUCUCUCUAUGUCUCUCUCUCACCCUCUCACUCUCUCUAUAUAUAUAUAUCUCUCUCUCUUUCCCUCCUCUUUCUCUAUCUCUCGCUCUCACUCUCUCUCUCUCUCUCUCUAUCUCCCCCUUUCUCUCUCUCUCCCUCUACCUCUUUCCCUCCUCUCUCUCUUCUCUCUCUUCUCUAUCUCUCUGUCUCUCUGCAGGUGCCUGAUAACUCUGUGAUGGCCCUGGUCCCCAAGCAGGUUACGGCCUACAACUCGGUCAACAACUCCACUGUGUCCAGAACCUCGGCCAGUAAAUACGGUAUGGAUAACGUGACAAUAUGUGGUUUUUUUGUGUAUCUUUGCAUGUGUGUGAGUGUGUGUGUGUGAGAGAAAGAGAGAGAGAGAGAGAGAGAGAGAGGAGCACAUUUCCGGCACAUUUCCAGAUUUCUCUCCUGGAUAGGAUGCGUCCUCCUGGAACUAAAACAAUUAUGCCACCCCCCCCUCCAUCUCCCAGCAGUCUGUGUGCCUGAGAGUUAAACAGGAAGAACCAUGUCCUCAUCAGAGUGGGAUUCAUAGUCUGAGUCAGCGUGCGCACACACACACACACACAUACACACACACUCUUUCUCUCUCUGUCUCUCUCUCUCUCUUUGUAACUCUCUCACACAUGCACACAUAAACACGCACACACACACACACGCACACACACACUCACAUACACACAUCAGCACACACACAGACGUUCACACCUACACACACACUGUGUAUUCCCUGUUGCGGAUGCACAAGGUCCAUUGCCAGGAUUUUAAUUAAAAAACGUGGCUAAACAGCACCUUCUCCCUCUAAACCUUCACCACAGAAACCAACACUGACUUCUUCUGCACACACUGUUCAUCCCUCAAACUAACAGAGCUCCAUAUGUCACUAACAGAUGUAAAGGCUCUGUUAACAAUACCUGAACCCAUAGUAAAGUCUUCCAUACAUUAGCCACCAUUAACAACACCUGAACCCAUAGUAAAUUCUUCCAUACAUUAUCCACUAUUAACAACACCUGAACCCAUAGUAAAGUCUUCCAUACAUUAGCCACUAUUAACAACACCUGAACCCAUAGUAAAUUCUUCCAUACAUUAGCCACUAUUAACAACACCUGAACCCAUAGUAAAGUCUUCCAUACAUUAGCCAGUAUGUGCUGUUAGACCAUAGUAGGAGAAGAGGGCCAGAACUGAGCCCAGGAGACAGGAUAACAAGAUUAGAGCAGGGAAUUUAACAGACCAACAAAGACAGAGCGAAGAGAGUGAAGAGAAGAAAGAGUGUGUUUGCACUUUACUCCCCUCUGGGACUGGAGAAAGAAACUGUGUCCCAAAUGGCACCCUACUCCCUAUAUCGUGCACUACUUUGAACCAGAGCCCCAUAGGGAAUGUUGUGAACUACAUAGGGAAUAGGGUGCCAUUUGGGAUGCAGCCAGACAGCGUCCCAUCUAGCAAUGACUGUGUUGGUCUGGCCCUGUGUUCUCUUGAACCCGAGAAGAAGCCAUCAAAUCAAACCCAGAUCAAAGGCGGCGCCGCCCGGCCUCAAACACUCCAGACACAUCAAAUGACGGCUUUAUUAGCCAGCUAGCACCUCAUCUCCAUACCUCAUCUCCCUGCCUCUGUUCCUCGACUCAAAUUAGACGGAAGAAAAAGGAGGGUGAGUGUGAAAGAAAAAGAGAGGGAACAGGAUGGAGAUAGAGAGAUAGAGAUGGAGGCAGACAGAAUCUCUUCACUUAGUUGGGGAAUUGACUUCAAACGAUGCCAGAUCCACUUGAGACAAGAGGGGGGGGGGGGGGGGGGGGGGGGGGGGGGGGGGGUUGACUUUGAACUGGACUGAUCACAAUGGAGAAGCACUGAGGAGAGGAAAGACUGAUUGUAAUGGAGCCAAAGGAGAGAGGGAGAGGGAGGGAGAACGUUAGUGAGGAAGGUGGAGAGAGUAAGAAAUAAGGAGGGAUGAUGAAGAAGAGGGAUGGAAGGAGAAGGAAGAAAGUGAUUGAGUGAGAUGAAGCGAGGAGGAGAGAGAGAGAGAGAGAGAGUGAGAGAGAGCCAGCUUCCUUUCUUAAUCAAAACUCCUGUGUGAUAUGUCAGCAUGGUAGUAUUUCAGUAAGGACUGUGUGUGUGUGUGGAGCGCUCCUUCUAGGGACCACUUCCACUCCACCGAACAUGUCAUCCGGCCCUAUUACACCAGCCCACUCAAUAACACUCUGGAAGACGACCACCACUUUCUUUAUCACACACACACACUCCCAUCAUUCCAAGUGGCCAGUCAGUCAAGUUCCAGGAGUCAGUAUGCACACACACACUAUAGCUGCUUUCUCUCUCUAGUACUUUACCUCCCUCUCCUCUCUUCCUCUCUCCCUCCAUCAUUCACUCUUCCUGCGUUUCUCUCUGGAAGGACAGAUUGAUUUCUGCAGCGUCUGCCUUGGCAAAAACACACUUUAUUUCACCUGUCCUCUCCCUCGACCAGCAGGCCUACUGAUCAAUUCUUUAUUUCACCGUCCUCUCCCUCGACCAGCAGGCCUACUGAUAAAUUCUUUAUUUCACCGUCCUCUCCCUCGACCAGCAGGCCUACUGAUCAAUUCUUUAUUUCACCGUCCUCUCCCUCGACCAGCAGGCCUACUGAUCAAUUCUUUAUUCACCCGUCCUCUCCCUCGACCAGCAGGCCUACUGAUCAAUUCUUAUUUCACCGUCCUCUCCCUCGACCAGCAGGCCUACUGAUCAAUUAUUCACGCUGUGUAAACAUUCAUCGAGCUGGCGUGUUUUUAAAUGUCAUCGCCACUCUCGUCAAAUGGGGUGGGCACAUGAAUAUUUAAUCUCGCCAUACACCUGUUUGAUUUUGUGUCCGCGAGUUGUGCCAAGGCGUAUUCUACCUCCCGAGAGAAAAAGAUGCCAUGAAAAAUUAACCAUGCGCAAGCUGUUGUAAAAGUUUCAAUGUCCAAUCUCAAGGCUCGGUAGCUUGAAGCUUCCAACUGAAACCAGACAAACUAUUGGAGCUUCGACCGAAUUUGGCUUAUUUGACUUCAUAUCCUUUAGAAUAACUGUGUAGUAUGCUUAGAAUAACUAUGUAGUAUCCUUUAGAAUAACUAUGUAGUAUCCUGUAGAAUAACAAUGUAGUAUCCUUUAGAAAAACUGUGUAGUAUCCUUUAGAAUAACUAUGUAGUAUGGCUUGACCCCCUGUGUUUUGUUUUGUCUGUCUUUGGUUUAUGUUGCGUCUGUCUUUAAUGUGUGUUUUGUCUAUGUUAUCAUCUCUCACCCUUUUCACUUGAUCGUGGCGACCUGAACAGUACUGUGCUGGCUCAGAUGUUUUCUUUUCACAUCCCCUCUGUUAGGUGUGUUAUCUCUAUAUAUACUCUGCACCAUAUCCACUCUGUUAGGUGUGUUAUCUCUAUAUAUACUCUACACCAUAUCCCCUCUGUUAGGUGUGUUAUCUCUAUAUAUACUCUACACCAUAUCCCCUCUGUUAGGUGUGUUAUCUCUAUAUAUACUCUACACCAUAUCCCCUCUGUUAGGUGUUGUUAUCUCUAUAUAUACUCUACACCAUAUCCCCUCUGUUAGGUGUGUAUCUCUAUUUAUACUCCACACCAUAUCCCCUCUGUUAGGUGUGUUAUCUCUAUUAUACUCCACCAUAUCCCCUCUGUUAGGUGUGUUAUCUCUAUUUAUACUCCACACCAUAUCCCCUCUGUUAGGUGUGUUAUCUCUAUUUAUACUCCACACCAUAUCCCCUCUGUUAGGUGUGUUAUCUCUAUUUAUACUCCACACCAUAUCCCCUCUGUUAGGUGUGUUAUCUCUAUUUAUACUCCACACCAUAUCCCCUCUGUUAGGUGUGUUAUCUCUAUUUAUACUCCACACCAUAUCCCCUCUGUUAGGUGUGUUAUCUCUAUUUAUACUCCACACCAUAUCCCCUCUGUUAGGUGUGUUAUCUCUAGAUAUACUCCACACCAUAUCCCCUCUGUUAGGUGUGUUAUCUCUAGAUAUACUCCACACCAUAUCCCCUCUGUUAGGUGUGUUAUCUCUAGAUAUACUCCACACCAUAUCCCCUUGUUAGGUGUGUUAUCUCUAGAUAUACUCCACACCAUAUCCCCUCUGUUAGGUGUGUUAUCUCUAGAUAUACUCCACACCAUAUCCCCUCUGUUAGGUGUGUUAUCUCUAGAUAUACUCCACACCAUAUCCCCUCUGUUAGGUGUGUUAUCUCUAGAUAUACUCCACACCAUAUACCCUCUGUUAGGUUGUUAUCUCUAGAUAUACUCCACACCAUAUCCCCUCUGUUAGGUGUGUUAUCUCUAGAUAUACUCUACACCAUAUCCCCUCUGUUAGGUGUGUUAUCUCUAUAUAUACUCCAUACCAUAUCCCCUCUGUUAGGUGUGUUAUCUCUAUAUAUACUCUACACCAUAUCCCCUCUGUUAGGUGUGUUAUCUCUAGAUAUACUCCACACCAUAUCCCCUCUGUUAGGUGUGUUAUCUCUAGAUAUACUCCACACCAUAUCCCCUCUGUUAGGUGUGUUAUCUCUAGAUAUACUCCACACCAUAUCCCCUCUGUUAGGUGUGUUAUCUCUAGAUAUACUCUACACCAUAUCCCCUCUGUUAGGUGUGUUAUCUCUAGAUAUACUCCACACCAUAGCCACGGGAAGUAGGGGUGCUGAGGGUGCUGUAGCACCCCCUAAAAAAAUCAGAUUUUUAAAAAUUGUAUUAAUAAUAAAAAAAUAUUAAAAAGUCCUGUAUUAGCAGGUCCAAAAAUAAAUUACCCCCCCAUUGGCGAAAUCAAAAACACAGCCCCACCACUCCCAAACAUCUUCCCGCGGCUACACUGUCUAUAUUAUGUCUGUGCUGAUCAUGUUAUAUCUUCAUGGUCUGUGCUACAGUAUAUGUCAAUGUUAUUGGUUUCGGCUUCAUCUCUGUGUCAUAUCCUGAUGUUAUUCUUUACGUUCCACAGAGAACAUGAUCAAGUACACAGGGAGCCCCGACAGCCUGCGCUCGCGCACGCCCAUGAUCACGCCCGACCUGGAGAGCGGGGUAAAGGUGUGGCACCUGGUCAAGAACCACGAGCACGGGGACCAGAAGGAGGGAGACCGUGGCUCCAAGAUGGUCUCUGAGAUAUACCUGACCAGGCUGCUGGCCACCAAGGUGAGUUAUCUCACACACACCACACACACACACACACACACACACACACACACACACACACACACACACACACACACACACACACCUAGACUAAAGUAAGUUAUUUCAGGUGAAGAAUAUUAUUGAAAUAUAGUAUUAUUCCUCAUCCCCUGUAGGCUCUGAGUGAAAAUAUGCAGAUGGGUAUUGUGUCUUUCAAACCUCAGCAGCAUAUCUAAUGUUAUACAACGGCUCUAAUCCUGAAUGCUGAUUGGUUAAAACCACAUUCUAGCAGGUGUCUAUUCCACAAGUUACCUAAUGAUAGAGGUGGCACACAAAGGUAAAACCUGUAAACGAGGAAAGGCUUUUUCUGUAGACAGAGAUGUUAUCUGGUGAAAAACAGAAAUGGAAAUAGCCAUAAAAUGAGUCUCUUUGAGCAUGCUUGGGCGCUGUGGCCCCUCAGAAAAUCAGUUAAUUUGGUUUGGAGGGAAUCGGGACUUUGAUCCCACUGCUCAAUGGGAAUUACCAAUCCACUCGCUAAUGAUGUGCCUCCUUUACAUCACACAUGCUUUCUUAGAGAGAGAGAGAGAGAGAGAGAGAGAGAAUUCAGACAGACAACACUCCGCCUGGUUCCGUUUUGUGGUUCUAUAAUGGGACUGCUUAGUUGCAGGAUUCACAUGCAUGCACACACACACUCAUCAACAGAGUUGUUGGCAGAGAUGGCUGAGGAGGCAACAGGGAUAUGGAGAGAGAGUGUCGUCUGUCAUUUCUCUGGCGUGUGCUGUGAUUGCCAGCGAGCAGUCACUGUGGAGCUGUGGAAUUAAUAUGGCAAUGCUCUCUCUGUGAAGCACAUGUACCAGACCCACAGUCUAACACUCUUAGACAGACAAAAACACUCAGUCAAUCAUUCACAUAGACAGACACAUACACUGCAUUCGGAAAGUAUUCAGACCCUUCCCUUUUUCCACAUUUUUGUUACAUUACAGCCUUAUUCUAAAAUGGAUUUAAUAUAUAAUUUUUUCUCAUCAAUCUACACACAAUACCCCAUAAUGACAAAGCGAACACAGAUUUGUAGAAAUGUUAGCAAAUGUAUUACAAAUAAAAACCUUAUUUGCAUAAGUGAGACUCGAAAUUGAGAUGUUUCUACAACUUGAUUGGAGUCCACCUGUGGUAAAUUCAAUUGAUUGGACAUGAGGCACACACCUGUUUAUAUAAUGUCCCACAUUUGACGGUGAAUGUCAAGGCAAAAACCAAGCCAUGAGGUCGAAGGAAUUGUCCGUAGAGCUCUGAGACAGGAUUGUGUCAACGCACAGAUCUGGGGAUGGUUACCAAAAAAUGUCUGCAGCAUUGAAGGACACCAAGAACAUAGUGUCCUCAAUCAUUCAUAAAUGGAAGAAGUUUGGAACCACCAAGACUCUUCCUAGAGCUGGCCGCCCGGCCAAACUGAGCAAUCAGGGGAGAAGGGCCUUGGUCAGGGAGGUGACCAAGAACCCGAUGGUCACUCUGACAGAGCUCCAGAGUUCCUCUGUGGUCCUUCCAGAGGACAACCAUCUCUGCAGCACUCCACCAAUCAGGCCUUUAUAGUAGAGUGGCCAGACGGAAGCCACUCCUCAGUAAAAGGCACAUGACAGCCAAACUUGGAGUUUGCCAAAAGGCACCUAAAGGACUCUCAGACCAAGAGAAACAAGAUUAUCUGGUCUGAUGAAACCAAGAUUGAACUCUUUGGCCUGAAUGCCAAGUGUCAAGUCUGGAAGAAACCUGGCACCAUCCCUACGGUGAAGCAUAGUGGUGGCCGCAUCAUGCUGUGGGGAUGUUUUUCAGCAGCAGUGACUGGGAGACUAUUCAGGAUCGAGGGGAAAGAUGAAUGGAGCAAAGUACAUAGGGAUCCUUGAUGAAAACCUGCUUCAGAGUGCUCAGGACCUCAGACUGGGGGCGAAGGUUCACCUGCCAACAGGACAACGACCCUAAGCACACAGCCAAGACAACGCAGGAGUGGCUUCGGGACAAGUCUCUGAAUGUCCUUGAGUGGCCCAGCCAGAGCCCGGACUUGAACCCGAUCUAACAUCUCUGGAGAGAUCUGAAAAUAGCUGUGCAGCAACGCUCCCCAUCCAACCUGACAGAGCUUGAGAGGAUAUGCAGAGAAGAAUGGGAGAAACUCCCCAAAUACAGGUGUGCCAAGCUUGUAGCGUCAUACCCAAGAAGUAAGUAAAUGAGUAAAGGGUCUGAAUAUUUAUGUAAAUGUGAUAUUUCAGUAUUUUUUUCUUCUUCUUUUUUCCGCAAAUUUCUAAAAACCUGUUUUAGCUUUCUCAUUAUGGGGUAUAGUGUGUAGAUUGAUGGGGGAAAAAAACAAUUUGAUCAAUUUUAGAAUAAGGCUGUAACGUAACAAAAUGUGGAAAAAGUCAAGGGGUCUGAAUACUUUCCGAAGGCACUCACAAAAAGUGUGUUUGACAAACACACAAACUGACACACACCCACACAACACACAUGCCUCCCCCCCCCCCCACACACACACACACACAAACUGACACACACACCCACAUAACACACACACACACACACAUAACACACACACACACACUGAGCAAUGCUCUAUCUCCCUGUGAUUACCCUGGUCAGGGGGGAAUGCGAUGCAGAGACGGCGUGUCAUCUUUACAGAUGGAGUGUUUUUGUGGAGUAACCGGUUUAUCUUGGGGACCAUCUCUCUUGGUGAGGGAUGACUGGGCCGACAGCACUGUAAUUGACUGCGUUUGACUUUUACCUCGCCAAUAAAUACCGUUGGUCGGCCCGGCGCUGACAUCCCCCAUUUUAGGUCCAUCAGUGUCACUCUGAUGGGGGGGGCAAAGGGCUUGUUUCUUGAUUGUAUCCUUCUAUUCCUCCUUUCCUCCUCUCUCUCUCUUUCUCCUUCUCUCUCUCUGUUUGUGACGACAUCAGCACCCCUUCAAUCACUCAGUCUUUGCUGUUUUGUUUUCUUUCCACUCAUCCUAAAUGAUAGGGUAGAUCUGAUGCAGGCAUCACUGUCUGUCUGUCCUCUUCCUAAAUGACAGGGUAGAUCUGAUGCAGGCAUCACUGUCUGUCUGUCCUCUUCCUAAAUGACAGGGUAGAUCUGAUGCAGGCAGCACUGUCUGUCUGUCCUCUUCCUAAAUGACAGGGUAGAUCUGAUGCAGGCAUCACUGUCUGUCUGUCCUCUUCCUAAAUGAUAGGGUAGAUCUGAUGCAGGCAGCACUGUCUGUCUGUCCUCUUCCUAAAUGACAGGGUAGAUCUGAUGCAGGCAUCACUGUCUGUCUGUCCUCUUCCUAAAUGACAGGGUAGAUCUGAUGCAGGCAUCACUGUCUGUCUGUCCUCUUCCUAAAUGACAGGGUAGAUCUGAUGCAGGCAGCACUGUCUGUCUGUCCUCUUCCUAAAUGACAGGGUAGAUCUGAUGCAGGCAGCACUGUCUGUCUGUCCUCUUCCUAAAUGACAGGGUAGAUCUGAUGCGGGCAUCACUGUCUGUCUGUCCUCUUCCUAAAUGACAGGGUAGAUCUGAUGCAGGCAGCACUGUCUGUCUGUCCUCUUCCUAAAUGACAGGGUAGAUCUGAUGCAGGCAUCACUGUCUGUCUGUCCUCUUCCUAAAUGACAGGGUAGAUCUGAUGCAGGCAUCACUGUCUGUCUGUCCUCUUCCUAAAUGACAGGGUAGAUCUGAUGCAGGCAUCACUGUCUGUCUGUCCUCUUCCUAAAUGACAGGGUAGAUCUGAUGCAGGCAUCACUGUCUGUCUGUCCUCUUCCUAAAUGACAGGGUAGAUCUGAUGCAGGCAUCACUGUCUGUCUGUCCUCUUCCUAAAUGACAGGGUAGAUCUGAUGCAGGCAUCACUGUCUGUCUGUCCUCUUCCUAAAUGACAGGGUAGAUCUGAUGCAGGCAGCACUGUCUGUCUGUCCUCUUCCUAAAUGACAGGGUAGAUCUGAUGCAGGCAGCACUGUCUGUCUGUCCUCUUCCUAAAUGACAGGGUAGAUCUGAUGCAGGCAGCACUGUAUCUUUUAGGCUAGACUCUAGAUUACACAUUUUCUUUAAAGUGCAGUGAAAUGAUGGGCUAGGGUUCAGUGUCUGUGUCUGUGUGUGUGUGUGUGUGUGUGUGUGUGUGUGUGUGUGUGUGUGUGUGUGUGUGUGUGUGUGUGUGUGUGUGUGUGCGUGUUUUCAGUGGACUGUAAUGGCAGCUUGUGCUCUCAGGGGACAGAUGAAGGACUAUCAUGAUGAGGUUGUCUGUCUGUGGGAUUCCUUAUGCACACACAUAUAUAACACACAAACACAUAUUACACAAACACACACUCUACAUGUAUAACAGCUUCCCUGCCACUAAACUGUCCCCACGAUGACACGGGGUUUGAGGAAGAAAUGUAUCUUUUCAUCUUCAUAGGCAAAUGAUAAGCUGUCAGAAAUGUGGGACACGGUAGAAUCACGGCUGUGAUUGUCAGCUAACUGGAUUCUCCUCUCCUCUCUUCUCUCUGACUCAGUCACCGCUCCAGCCAAAAUGGGAUUUUUAUUUGCCGCUCAUGCACACCUCUUCUGACACGCUGCGCGCUUGUGGCUCUUUCCAGAUAGGGUUUCCUCACUGUCACGUCUAUUCAUUCUGUCCUCUCUUCUCUUCUCCCUCUCUCAUUCUGUCAGCUCAUUCGUUACAAGUGGAUUAGAUUCUCUCUUUCUAUCUAUCUCGUUUUCUCUCUCUCUCUUCUCUCCUCCUUAAAGUCGAGAACAUUAAAUCAAAUUAGGGUCAAUGGUGCAGUGUGUGAGCUAAUCCCUCCACACAAAGAGGCUUAGGAGAUGCGCCUCCUGUUCCCAGAUAUUAUUAAAAGUGAACUGUGAAAAAACAAUUUCCCAUCAAAGCCCAGAGAUUUAGGACCAGAGAGAGAUGGAGAGAGAGAUGUAGAGAGAAAGAUGGAGAGAGAAAACACAUCAGGAAACACCAUCAGAUACACAGGAUAAAACACACUCUCAGUCAGACACACACACCACAGGAGGCUGGUGAGGGGAGGAUGGCUCAUAAUAAUGGAUGGAAUGUAGUGAAUGGAAUGGUAUCAAACACAUGGAAACCAUGGAAACCAUGUGUUUGAUGUGUCGGUAACACUUUACUUGACACCCAGUGUCAGAACACUAGGUUACACCACAGUCUUUUAAUAUAUAUAUAUUUUUUUACAAUAUUCAAUUAUCAUUGUAAUUGCGCACACAUUGAUGUCAGACAUGCACCUGCCCCAAUGCUCUGUUGCUGAUGACAGAGAUUAAUCGAGGGGCAGAUUUCAGGAGCAAGACACCCUCUUUUUGACUGAUGACUGAUAUAAGGGCAUGUACGUGAUAGGCCUAUCUGGCAUUAUGAUGGUCAUUAUGAUUGUCAUUAUGUAUUUUCUUAGUCCAAGUAAAGUGACACAGGAUGGUCACAAUGCUUAUUUAAUUAUUUGAAAAAAGUUAUUUAAGUUAUUUAAAAUAUGAUGAAAAAAUGAUGAUAAUUCAUUACAAUAACAAAGGAUUUAAGAAACAAACGGAAGGAAACUUCUUGGCAGGGAAAAAACUAAUUUGAAUAAAUGUGGGUUUUGACACUCUUAUACGGGUGUCAAAACCAGCCAUAAAAUAACACAAUAUAUGUCACAACAGGUGUAAAUAUAUUGGUCAUGACAGUGUUAUGACCAUAUUAUGACAAGUUAUGUCAACUGUUAUGACAUGUUAUGACAUGGUUAUUACUGUGUCAUAACGUGUUAUGACACUGGGUGUCAAGUAAAGUGUUACCGAUGUGUUUGAUACCAUUCCGUUCCAGCUAUUACUAUGAGCCAGUCCUCACCAAUUAAGGUGCCACCUGUGACACACAUACACCAGUUGCAUUUAAUGAAGUGAAACGUACACCUUAGACACUAGAUGUAGAUUGUAGAAGAUCUGCCUUUAGAAGAUGCUAUGCUUCUGAUACCUGAGAUGGACUAAUACAACACUGUAGGAGAAAUGGACAAGACACUCACUUAGGCUAGGAUCUGGGCUUUAGCUCGACGGGCUAAGUGCCUCAUCUCAGUGAAACAGGACCGGGCUCCUUGUUGGUCAGUGGUUUUGCACACACCUGUCACCAUUCUCUCUGUCUGUCUGUGUGUGUGUUGUCUGUCGCUCACUGCUGAUAUCUCUCUCUGCUUCCACAGGGCACUUUACAGAAGUUUGUGGAUGACCUGUUUGAGACCAUCUUCAGCACGGCCCACCGAGGCAGUGCCCUGCCCCUGGCCAUCAAGUACAUGUUUGACUUCCUGGACGAGCAGGCUGACAAGCACAGCAUCCAUGACCCGCAUGUCAGACACACAUGGAAAAGCAACUGGUGAGACACUGGAGACAUCUUGCCUUUCCUGUUAUUUUACUGUGUACUUAAACAGGUUAACAUUGGAAGUGUACGGCAACCUCCCCAUACACACACACACACACACACACACAUACAGUAGGUAGAAACACAGACACAUGCACACUCUCGUAUACACACACACACACACACACACACACACACACACACACACACACACACGGAAGUAUAUCAGAGAGAAGAUGGCACUGCCCUAAAUCUGUCUCCCCCCUCCACCACCACCUCCAUGCCUACCCAUGAACCAUGGUGUGUGUGUACAAUCUUCAUUAAAUCCAAUGACGGAGAGCUAAUCCCACUGGCAGCCAAUCAGGGUAGCUGGCUCUGACAUUACCAUGGUUACCGACCGGGACCGAGCCGCCCGUAGUCGCCAGGGCGAGGAAACCAGGGGAGGCUAGGUGAAGGAAGUGGACUCCAAAUGAAUAUCCUCUGAUUCAUUUAGACCCGUGUCCCCUCCUGAAGGGGUGUCAGGGUUAAAUAACCUGGAGUGGAUUAGAAUGAGGAAGAGAGGAGGGGGUGGAGGAGAAGAGGAAAUGGACUCAGUGGGAGUUAAACACCACGCUAAUAACUAAUUAGCCCCUGGCCUUCGCCAAGGUCCCAUCAAUUCCCUCAGCUCUGGCCCGAAGGACCAUGGGGCUGGGAAUUGGUGUGUGGGGCAGUCGGCCGGAGGAGAGUGGAGAGAGAGGGGGAAGGAGAGACUAUUUACUUUAUGGUCAUAAUUUUUAUCCUUCCCAGCUUCUGCGUUAUUGCAACAUUUAGACAUUAAUGGAAUCACUCUUGCAAGAGGGGGAACGUUAAACAGUCAUUUAUCAUAACACACCGGCAACACUUACACAACGCUUAGUGCCUGGUGCUGAUUCCACUGUCAGGGAGUUCCAGGUCCUCUCUCUGCAUGGGUUGCUUUCUGCUUGUUUGUUUGUGAGAGUGUGUGUGCAUGUGAGUAAGUGUGUGUGUGUGUGACAGUCUGUCUGUCUGUGUGUGCAUGUGUUUCCACCCCUGAGUGUUGUUAAAGACUGCAUUCUGCUAGAACAAAAAGCUGAUCCAUUCAGAGUGAUACUACAACAGGUCCAGUCGUCAUCCACAACCCAUUAACAACACCCUGCCCACUCAGAGCACCAUUUCCCCUGUCCUACACCAAGCAGUGGUGGCCUAUCCUUCAAACCAGAUUAUUAACUACCUCCAGCCAGCUCAGAGCACCAUGUCCCCUGGCCUACACUGAGCAGUGGUGGCCUAUCCUUCAAACCAGAUUAUUAACUACCCCCAGCCAGCUCAGAGCACCAUGUCCCCUGGCCUACACCAAGCAGUGGUGGCCUAUCCUUCAAACCAGAUUAUUCUCUGCCCUGUGUAUUUCUCCAGCAGCAGAGAUAGAAUGAAAUAAUCCAACCUAACCUGAGAUUGAAACUGAGAGACACACAGCUGUGUGUGGUUUCCAAGAAACAAUCAUGUCAUUGUCAUGUCUCUGGAUGAGAGCAGUCUAUGAGCUUAAAGUCUAGACCUUUUUCUGUACAGGAGUUAUUCAUAGAUAUGUAGACCAUGUUAAUAGACUGAAUGAAUGUGAGGCGUGGGUAUAAUAGUUCAUCAUUAAGACAGUUUUUAUUUGUUUAGGGGUUGAUAAUAGACUAUUUUCCUGUCAGCCAUAGUUUUUUAUUCCCAGAAGCAGGCUGGCACAGGAAGAGCCUCUGACAGACAGAUCUUUCAUCAUCACUCAGUCCAGUGCAUGGUUGACUGUAUAAUCAUCCACCAUGGUUGACUGUGUAAUCAUCCGCCAUGGUUGACUGUGUAAUCAUCCACCCUGGUUGACUGUGUAAUCAUCUACCAUGGUUGACUGUGUAAUAAUCCACCAUGGUUGGCUGUGUAAUCCUCCACUGUGGUUGACGGUAUGAUCGUCCACCAUGGUUGGCUGUGUAAUCAUUCACCAUGGUUGGCUGUGUAAUCAUCCACCAUGGUUGGCGGUGUCAUCAUCCACCCUGGUUGACUGUGUAAUCAUCCGCCGGCAGAGGAGGCUGGUGGGAAGCGCAUCUGUUUUUAUACCUGUGCGAGUGCAUGCCUUUCUGCAUCACUUUGUCUGUGUGUGUGUUGUGUUUGUGUGUUUGAGUCACAGACUCCUAGAGCUCCUCCAGAUGGUAUCUUUUGGAUUAGCAGUCAGUGUGUCGACAUCUCCCUCUCCUCCUCUUUCUUCAGUGUGUGUGUGUGUGUGUGUCCCUUCAGCUAGCAGCGUUUUAAUUAGCAGCUUCUAGAGCAGACUGGCACACACAUGCCCACACUACACAGCACACACAACUCAUCUGUGUCCUUAAUCACAUAAAACCACCACACUCUCCCAACGACAGCAGCAGGCAGGCAGGAAGACACAUCCCUCUGAAGUUUGACAACAGUCUGGAGAUAUUACAGUGAUAUUACAGUCACUAAAUCACAUUCUUCAUAUAGAGAUUAGAUUCUAUUUCUACCCAGGCUACAGUAUGAGUAACAGUAUUUUCUGUAAUGAUCCAAGAUUAUACUGUUUGUUGUUUGAUUUGAUUUGUGGGUAGUGGGUCAAUAUUAAUCCAUCCUCGUUCUGUGGAAACCCAGGGAUUAAUCCUGCUGAUGUUAGCUAGGCCAACACUCACUAGCCGUGACAAUGACAAUAAUAAUAAUACAUUUUAUUUUAAGUGCUUUUCAAGAUGCCCAAAGUCACUUUAAGGCAAUUCCAUGGUAAUGGAACCACACAGAGACUGAUCCUUCACCGCAAAAUGCAUUCCAAACAAAAACCAAUGACCUCAAAGUUCAACAAACCAUGACCUCUCCGAACAACUUACACUGCCCAAAAAUUUUUACAAUAACAUUUACUGAAAAAACCAUAGGAGUUAGCAAGACCACACAAACAGAUCUGGGACCAGGCUAAACACUCACUAGCCUGGACACUACACUGUAGCGUAAUGCCUCAGUGCUGUACACUCUCACCUUCCCUUAGUGGAAGUGUUGUUGAUGUCUGACUGACAGUUUACAGAUCACAGAGCCACAUUAAGUAUCUGUGAAGACUUUAGCUUCAUCUCUGGAAAGAAAAAAGCAGUAACAACUACAUUCAAGCAUCUGUAAAAUAUGUCAGAAGAUGUCAAUUCAAAGGAGACAAUUGCUCCCUAUAUAUCCCAAUGUGUUUGGACUCAUUGGAUAUAUUUUAGCAAGGCUAUGUUAUUUCAGACCCCACAGACAACAAUCAAUGUAGAGGAUGCACAAUGAUCAAUGGCCUUGCAAUAUAACCAAAUACCACUUAGGCAGAGCUCAGGUCAUCACUCAUACCCAUGCUUGUCUACCCUGGGCUUCGAUCCUGGUAUGAAUAACAUACUUUACAUACAGUUCGGGGAAAAGUUAGCUUGUAAGGAGGUAUUGGCAGAACAAUUGCCACAAUGCAAACACAUUUCUCUAUCGUCUCCUAGCGAUAGUUUGUCACAUAAACCUGUAUUGUGUCACAUUCACUGAACUCUAAAUAUCAUUAUGGACAUGGUCCAGAGACGGAACGUGUGAAGAGACUCUUUAAAUCUGACCUUUCGCCUCGGAAACCAUCUAGACCUUAACCUAGCAUUGGCCAGCUGUGCCAGAUUGACGACAAUCAAGACUUGCAUCGCGGCGGUGUUAAUAUCCUUUUGAUCCGUCCGCUAAUCCCAGAAGAUUCGUCCAGAUUAAUUCAGAGUCAUAAAGGUUUCCCUCGCCAAAUCCUCUUUUGUUAGGUCGUACAGCUGAAUGAUUGUAAAGCAGGUUGGGGGUAGGACAAAUGUCAGAGGAGAGAGAGAGAGAGAGAGAGAGAGCGAGAUAUAGAUCUAGCGAUAGAGAGGCGAUCUAGAGAGAGAUCUGAGAGCGAGCGCUCUCUCUCUAUCUCGCUAUCUUAUCCUCCUCUCUCUUCUCUCUCUCUCUCUCCUCUCUCUCUCUCUCUCUCUCUCUCGCUCUCUAUCUCUCUCUCUCUCUCUCUCUCUCUCUCUCUCUCUCCUUCUCUCUCUCUCUCUCUCUCUCUCUCUCUCUCUCUCUCUCUCUCUCUCUUCUCUCUCUCUCUUUCUCUCUCCUCCUCUCUCCUCUCUCUCCUCUCCUCCCCCUCUCCCUCUCUCCUCUCUCCAGGCCAACAAAUAAUAUAUUUAUUUUUCGACUUGUGUUGAUUAUUCUAGACAGGCAUGGAAUGGGCUGCAUGUCUAAACAAGGCAAUAGGAACAGUGUCAGUGUGAAGCCCCCAGCGAAGCCCCCAGACACAGCUGGAAACCAUGAAGCCCUGGCGCUGCCUGCUUUUAAGAUUAGGGCUUUAUUAAAUCGUGCACACAUCAAAUAGAACGCAUCAGCAACAAGCUGUGUACUAGAUUGUAAAGUGAAUGGGUCCUCAUUCCCUUCUGCCACUGAAUGUGUUAGCUCAGACCGACCGCAUCCACCUGCUGGCUUUAACCAAUGUGAGUUGUUGUAUGUUCAGGGAUCUAAUCUGCUUGGACUUGGAUUGGAACAAGGAUUGUUAUUUAAGUCUUCUGUUUCAUUUGUUGUGUUGUUCUAUCACAGAGAUGCAUUCUUAGAAAUGUACCUUGUGUAUGUUAUGGUAAUAGACUGUUCUCUGUCCCCUGUAAGUCCAGGGUGUUGUGUUUACAUCAUGUCCUUAAAUCUAGCUGUCUCCCCUAUAGCCUACCUCUGAGGUUCUGGCAUUCCAGGAUGACAUGAUAUUCCCUAACUCUCUCUGUCUCUCCCCUAUAGCCUACCUCUGAGGUUCUGGCAUUCCAGGAUGACAUGAUAUUCCCUAACUCUCUCUGUCUCUCCCCUAUAGCCUACCUCUGAGGUUCUGGCAUUCCAGGAUGACAUGAUAUUCCCUAACUCUCUCUGUCUCUCCCCUAUAGCCUACCUCUGAGGUUCUGGCAUUCCAGGAUGACAUGAUAUUCCCUAACUCUCUCUGUCUCUCCCCUAUAGCCUACCUCUGAGGUUCUGGGUGAACGUGAUCAAGAACCCCCAGUUUGUGUUCGACAUCCACAAGAGCAGCAUCACGGACGCCUGUCUGUCUGUGGUGGCCCAGACCUUCAUGGACUCCUGCUCUACCUCCGAACACCGCCUGGGCAAGGACUCACCCUCCAACAAGCUGCUCUAUGCCAAGGACAUCCCCAGUUACAAGAGCUGGGUGGAGAGGUGAGAGGCCGGUGGGUGGGUUGGUUUGGGGGGGGGGGGGGGGGGUGCUUUGUGUGUGAGGUGGGUGGGUUGGUUUGGGGUGUGUGUGUGUAUCUACAGUAUUUGUCUCUCUCUCUUUGCAAGUUUCUAAAUAGACCUGAGUGUAACAUGAGAGGACAGUUCAAUACGUGGUCCAUAAACAUCCCUGAUAGACUGUAGUCUGCCUCCUGUCUCAUAAGUACACACAGUGGGGCUGUAGUGUUAUCAUCCAGGGGCCAUGGAGGAGACUCCAAAUGAAAACACACUGGGAAUGGAUGGCAGUGCCUCCUAGGGCUGGAGAGGUAGAGGGGAGACAGGCACAGACAGAGAGCCGCAGCGUGUUCCCUGUCCUGCCCAGGUACAAGAAUGUGAGUCUGAAGUUAUGGGAGCACCGCUGUACAGCAGUAGUGGUGGUCAUUUGUCAAAAUUAGAGUUGUAUUCCAUUUAUUUGGUCAGGGGCAGAGUGCUGAAUAAAAGAUGGGGCCUGUGAAGCGGUUCCAAAGUAUUUAUGUGUUAGUGCUCAGCGCUAGCCGCAGGACAGGGACAUAAUGUAUGUGGUGCUUAGAUGACUGGAACCCAACAAGGAGUUUUGGCUAGGGCCAUAUUCAUCAGGCUGAGAUACUGUGUGUGUGUGUGUGACACUGUCUGUGUGUGUGACACUGUAUGUGUGUGUGUGUGUGUGUGUGUGGGUGUGGGUGUGUGUGUGUGCGUGUAAGCAUGUGCUUGUGGUUUGUGGUUUUGAAUUAACGGUGCAUGAUCUAUAUGUUUGUGGGGUGCACUUAUAGUUGUUCCCAGUGAUCUAUAGAUGGGUUAUUUUAUAGUUGUUCCCAGUGAUCUAUAGAUGGGUUAUCUUAUAGUUGUUCCCAGUGAUCUAUAGAUGGGUUAUCUUUCAGAGGAUGGUUGCUUGUGGUUGUUUGCUACUUUAAAUAUGGAUGAGACUGUUUAGCAUAAGAGCGUUAGCGGAGACUGCAUUCACAGUAAACCCUGCAUAUGUCGGCUCAAUCAGAAAUUACCUUUCAAUUUCAAUCGUGUUAUAGCGCUGAACUUCAGCGAUACGAAUUGAAUCAAGCCCUUAGUCUUCAUGAGGCUUGGCAGUAGACGGGACAGAGGUGUGUGGAGGGUAGGGAUGCUUGGUUGGGAUGUGCUGCAAUACAAAGUUUCCAUGGUCCUCCAUAGUAUCAGACGAUCUUGUCAUUAUCUCAAUUGUUCCAGGUGGUGCUCAUUAUUUGGAGAGGAAAUGACGAAUUCAAAUAGCUGAAAUACUCAGUCAACCUCAGGUUAAAAACACACAGGGUAUACAGAAUGUGAUUCUACAUCACAGGAGGCUGAUGAGGGGAGGACGGCUCAUAAUAAUGUCCGGAACAGAGCAAAGGGAAUGGCAUCAAACACCUGGGAACCAUUGGAACCAUGUGUGUGAUGUAUUUGAUACCGUUCCUCUGAUACCGCUCCAGUCAUUACAACGAUCCCAUUCUCCCCAAGUAAGGUGCCACCAACUUCCUGUGUUCCACAUGUGGACUUUCUCAGAACCAAACCGCAAUUGUCAAGACAGCGGUUACUUUCCUAGGAAUCAUGGGUAGCGUAGUUCUCUGUAAAGAUAAAUUACUACUAUUUAGCUAAAAGCAGCACUGCCAAUCUAGAAGUUGUUAAGCUUCAUUUCAAUGUGUUCCUGUUAGCAUUACUGUUAGCGUUCCCUGCUCUUUGCUGGGGCGCUUGAGUUGAUUACCGAUAAGGGCCGUUUCACAGGCUGAGUCUGACCUGCUGCUAGUGAGUAAACUGUUGACGUGUCAUGUGGAAAUUAGGAGCGGGAGAUGCUGACGGGGUUUGGCAGCCGUGGGAGAUCGGGAGAGUGAUAAGAUUCUAAUCAGAGACUUCCUAUCCACACUGAGGCUAUAAAGAUGGUCCUAUUAUCUGUGGACCAAUUGGCAUUUAUUUCUGAAGCAUAGAAAUCUGUGAAGGAAGUAUUCAUGUCUAAGGUCAGGAGUCUUUCCAGAAAAUCUAAUUAGCUUAGUCCAUCCAUAUGAUUCUGAGAUCUAAUGUGUCUAUAGGUGAGGUUUAGUUGAUCCAUCCAUAUUGUUGUGAGAUCUAAUUUAGUGUCAUUGUGGUAUGAUUUGUCCUUCCACGUCAUUGAGAUCUAUUUUAAUUAACAAAUUAGAUCUCAAACUAAUAUGUAUAAACCCUGCACAGCUUACAUCUCACAAUCAGGAUAGCCACAUUAGAUCUCACAGUCAUGUUGAUAGGCAAAUUAGAUCUCAGUCAUGUAGAUGGGCUUUUUCUCUUUCCACAUGCCUGUAAGAUCUAAGCAGCGCAGUAUUCAUUCACAUUAUUGUGAGAUCUAAUUUGUUAGAGCUAAGCCUACCUGAAGGUUGUGAUGUGCAUUGAGACCAUCAGCAUAUUCACACAAUUUAAUUUGCCCAUCUAUAUACAAUUGACCCUUCGCUAAGCCCUGUCCCAGAAUUUUGGGCAACCAAUCGCAGCUCUCGAAUGGAUAGCAACUGUCAUCGAGUCCAACACCUCAGACAAGCUCAAGUCUCUCUUCACUCUCUCGUCCUUCUCUCGUCCUUCCUUCUCUCUCUCCACUGUCUCUUCCUUCUCUCUCUCCACUGUCUCUUCCUUCUCUCUCUCCACUGUCUUCUCUUUCUCUCUCUCCACUGUCUUCUCUUUCUCUCUCUCCACUGUCUUCUCUCUCUCUCUGUCUCUCUCUCUCUACACUCCCUUCUCUCUCUCUCUACACUCCCUUCCCUCUCUCCACACUCCCUUCCCUCUCUCCACACUCUCUUCCUUCUCUCUCCCCCUCUUUCUCCCCACACUCUCUCUCAUCCUCAUCUCUCUUCCUUCCCCAUCUUCAACCCCCCCCCCACCCACCCCCCCACUCUGUCACACACACAUCCACAGGUCUUCAACUCUGCUUCCAAUCCAGCCCGACACAGACACUUCAGUCACACCGUGAAAAACACUUCAAAGAGACAGACUGCAGAGUUUAACUAAAGAAAUAAGGGGGAAAAGAGAGGAGGCGGAGUGAGAGGAAUACUCAGGCAGAAGAGACAUGUCUUCCUUUGAUUUCUCCUCCGUUCUACAUCUUCAUAAGCGCUGUGUAGGUUAGCGGUUAUUGUAUAGCCGUACCUGGGAGGGGGUAGGAGCACCAUAAUGGAAGCCUAUAGCUUGGUCAUGGUACGUUGGGGGAUCGGGCGGUUUGCCUCUGGCCCUGUGGUGGAGCUCUACCCCUCUGGGAAGAUGCUACCUUAACAUGUUAUUACUGUAUGACAUCCACAGAAAGCAAUCUGAAAUGAUUUAACACAAGGAAGAAAUCCCGUGGGUCUCGGCCGGUACAUGAGUUCCUACAACUGUAUCUUACUAACUCAGCACUUUUAUGAAAGCUGACAUCUUACAGGAUUUAAGUUGUGUUGGGGUUUUGUUGAUUUAUGUCGCAUUGGCACAAUAUGACGGUUGGAGUGGUUUGCAAGGGUUGGACAUACAUGUUCCCCCCAGAGCCUCCUACUACACACAGAGAGCCCCAGAGCCUCCCACUACACACAGAGAGCCCCAGAGCCUCCUACUACACACAGAGAGCCCCAGAGCCUCCUACUACACACAGAGAGCCCCAGAGCCUCCCACUACACACAGAGAGCCCCAGAGCCUCCCACUACACACAGAGAGCCCCAGAGCCUCCUACUACACACAGAGAGCCCCAGAGCCUCCCACUACACACAAACUGUUGUUAUUCAUUCCAUCCAGUUGGAGUGGUAUUUGAGGUGGGAUUUAAUUGGCCCCAGACAAUGACAAGUUCAUCAGACCCGUCAUAUGCAGUUCAUUUGAUCGUCCGCUCUCAUAGAAGAUUACAAUGGGAAAUCAAAGUGAAAACCCCUCUUUCAAAAAGGAGUGUAUCAGGGGAAAUUGCAUACUUACAUUCACAGCUCUCUGGGGGGUCUUGAUAGACCUCUGAACAGAAGGAGGCUGUUAACUGGAUUUUGCAUCUGUCUGCAAAACAAAAGUACACUUGUUACCAUCGUGAUUCUACCAUUCAUUGGAUGUCAAAACCAAGCAUAGCAGGACCCAACAUCCCUAGCCUGACAACAAAUACCAAAUACCAAAUGUCAAAUUCGACCGUCUAGCCAAGGGGUAGGCAACUAGAUUUAGCUGCAGGACGAUUUUUGUCGGAGCGGAUGGUCGGGGGACGGGAACAUAAUUAUAAUAAUUUGUACACUGCAAAUUGACCACAACUAAGCUGAAAAAUAAAUUAUAUUGGAAAAUAACAAUAAUUUCAUGCCUUGAUUAAAUUGAGACACGAUCACAUACGUCUCUUUUUUUUAUUUGUGGGAAUACUUGGGAACAGAUUUCCUAAAUUAAAAUAUUUUUUUGCUGAAUUCCAAAACGAAAAUCUCUUGCGAGCCGGCAAAAUAAAUCACUUGUGGGCCAGUUUUGGCCCGUGGGUCGCCGGCCCCUGCUUUAGCCCCUACCGUAUGGUAGGUGUGAUUUCCAGUAUGUUUAGAUCAAGUGUCUAAGAAAGGAGAUGAUUUGGAAUUGGGCCCGACGUCGUCAACUUGAACUGGAGUUCUCAGGUGGACCUGCUGUUUUGCCUGGAGACAGAAAUACCUCCCAUUUCCUUUACCCUCACAAACCCCACGACUCACUUCCUCCAAUUGCCCUCCUGCCCUGCGCAGGUGGCCGAGGUGUGUGUGUGUGGGUGUGACCUUCCUGUGAUCUUCCUUACUUUAAGAACCGCAUGUCCCACCUCCCAUAACUACCUGUCUAGCUUAAGGUUAGCCUCGGAUUUCUUUUCUCCCAGCACCACCACAGUAUCGGCUAAUUUGGGGUCCAGGAGAUGUUGGAGAAUUAGCCCGAGUAGAUCACUUUGAAAGGAGUUAGGGUGGCCUAGCUGUGUUGACCUGGACGAUUACUCUCUCCUCAGUCCUUUACCCGAUGCACUAGACUUCCAGAUACCACUCUCUGUGUGAGGUGUGCGAGGGUAGGGGGGAUGGUGUAGUGUAGGGAGUGGAAGAGGAGUAGUCGAUAGAGAGGAGAGACUAAACCUGAGCAAGAGAGAGAGAUGCGAUCGACUGCAGGCGCUCAUAAACGGGACUCUAUGCUUUGAUGCUUUCAACAUCCGAGUCUCUGCAGUAGCUCUUGCAGCUCCAGUCUUAUGAGCCAUUUGUAUGAGGGCGGCAGGUAGCCUAAGGGUUGAGAGCAAAAGGUUUGGUGUGUUCCAAUGCUCUUUGUUUAGCGGUUCAGACAGACAACACUCCGCCUGGUUCCGUUGUGUUGUUCUAUAAUGGGAGUGCUUAGUUGCAGGACUCACAUUCAUGCACACACACAAUGUACAAAAAUGUAAAUGUCUAUUGAGAGUCAGGGCAGGGGGUUCCGCUAAAUGUUUUCUCAGGGCUGCUUAGACUGUGAAAAGUGAUUGGAGGCAAGACAACUGUCUCUAACGGUGCAUGAUUCCUAUUCUAAAGGCUUAAACGUCACUCAGUCUUGAAACAACACUGAAAGACCACCGUGAAAUUUAAAGACCAAGAAUAAAUCAUUUUGGGGUGUAUGUAAAUGUAGUUAUUGUAGAGUUCACUAAUACAGUCUGCUAUGUGUGUUAACGCCACAGGUACUACUCAGACAUCAGUAAGAUGCCGGCCAUCAGUGACCAGGACAUGAAUGCGUACCUGGCAGAGCAGUCCCGGAUGCACAUUAACGAGUUCAACAGCAUGAGCUCCCUCAGUGAGAUCUACUCCUACGUGGGCAAAUACACAGAGGAGGUACGGCAACACACUGUGGACAAAAAUCACACGUUACUCAAGACAGGAAGCAGUGUGCCGUUUGGCACACAAACAGUCUUUCACAGUUGGGUUUGAACUAGACAUGUAUUGUAGAUGACUUGUAGGUUCAAAUGAUCUGGAUGAUGUAUAUAAAAUACAUUUACAAGCAACCCAGACGCCGUAUAUCAGCGUUUUUCAAACCUCUCCUGGAGGACUCCCAACCAUGUCUUUGUUCUAAUCCAGAGAUAGCACACUUGUCAACUUAUAUCAUCAAGCCAUUCUGUCAUUGAAUCAGAUGUGCUAGUUCAGGUCUUCAACUAAAUUGUGAGAUGUCUAGUGGUCCCAGAGUAAAGGUUUGAGAAACACUGUCAUACAGAAACAACAUUUCUUGUAUGUGCCAUUACUCCGCCAUUGUUAGCUGGUGUGUGAGGCUGGGCAUUUAGUAAGUGGCUGACAUUAACACGUGGACUGGCUGUGUGUGUCUCCCUCUGACAGAUUGUGUGUGCGCUGGAGCAGGACGACGCCGCCAGGAAACAGAGACUUUCCUUCAAGCUGGAGCAGGUGGUGGCCUUCAUGAGCCUGGAGAGC
Messenger RNA from Coregonus sp. 'balchen', 23968 nucleotides. The record is from the annotation of a GenBank genome assembly. Lineage: Eukaryota; Metazoa; Chordata; Actinopteri; Salmoniformes; Salmonidae.